Messenger RNA from Hemicordylus capensis (graceful crag lizard), 1450 nucleotides. RefSeq lists its product as uncharacterized. Gene Ontology annotation, molecular function: G protein-coupled receptor activity. The transcript is spliced from 7 exons. The coding region runs from base 572 to 1450 and encodes 292 amino acids. The record is from RefSeq and is a predicted model, not a curated record. Gene Ontology annotation, cellular component: membrane. Gene Ontology annotation, biological process: G protein-coupled receptor signaling pathway. Lineage: Eukaryota; Metazoa; Chordata; Lepidosauria; Squamata; Cordylidae.
UGUUGGCGUCUCCUCCUUGCAAACAGCAGCUAAGGGGCUCAGGCGCGUAACAAUGAUAGGGCAAGGGGAGACAGUUGUCUGGGGGCCCCACUGCCUGGAGGGGCACCCCAGGGGCACCUCAUGUGACUCCCCAUUGCCCCCUGCCCAGCCCCAUAGCCUCUCAGCCACUUGCCCUCUUCGCCGUCUCUCCUGCUUGUUCUGCUGGCCCGCAAUCGAAGCAGCAGGCAAGCUGCCAAGAGCUCCUUUUCUCCCGCCUCUCAGCUGAUCGGCGGGUGGGCGGGGCUUCCACGGAGGCCUCCGUGUAGGCCGCAGUGAAGCCUGAACUCGAGUAGGGCCCAAGCAAGCCAGGAAGGAGGAGGCAGCCAGAGUGUUCUCUGCAGCAGAAGACCCCUUGCUGCCCUGCUUAGCCCAGACCAGCAUUUGCCAGUGAUGACCUGUAGUCACAACAAUCAACUUAUUACUACUAUUUACUGCAUCCUGGACUGUCCAGGCCAAUCUUGGACACGUGGUGGCAACCCUCCUGGCUCUGGUAUAUCAGUGUUCCAUUGUGGAUGUCAGGCUUCAGCUGCAGAUGGGCCCAAGGCCAGACCCUGACAAGUUUGAAGGCAAGCAAUUCAUUCCUAACUACCAGUGUGACAGACAGGCCAAGUUGGUAUCCAUCAUUGGGGGCCUGGAUUCCAAAAUUUCAAAGCAGAUGGCAACUAUCUUGGGAGUCUUCAAGAUCCCACAGAUUCAUGCUUCUUUGGCCAAUAUCCACUUCAACAACGGUGCUGGACAAGAAGUGUCUUUUUCAGAAAAACAGAUGAAGUUUUCUGGGUUUGACAUUUUGAACUGGAUCGUCUUCUCCAAUAGCACUCUGGCUCGACGUAAAGUUGGCUGGACAAAUCCAAAACCAGAUUUCAACAUUAACACUGAUGCCAUUUUGUGGCCUAACCAGAUGCAGUUCGCUGUGACGUGUGCCCAGAAGAUCAAUACCCAAACCAGAACCAAGACCAGUGUGUCCCCAAGAAUAUCCAUUUCCUCUCGUAUCAAGACACACUGGGGAAGGUUACCUGUCUUCUUCGACAAACUGCUUUUGAAAGGCGAGAUCAUAGUGGAAUGUCAUGAGGGCUCGGUCACCAUGUUUUAUGCCGUCCUGGGUUACAUGGGCUUCCUGGCCCUCGUCAGCUUCACGGUAGCUUUCCUUGCUAGGAAACUGCCAGACAGCUUCAAUGAAGCCAAGUUUAUCACCUUCAGCAUGCUUGUGUUCUGCAGCGUCUGGGUCUCCUUUAUGCCAACCUACUUGAGCACCAAGGGGAAAUUCAUGGUGGCCGUGGAGGUCUUCUCCAUCUUGGCCUCCAGUGCUGGUCUCCUGGGCUGCAUCUUUCUCCCUAAAUGCUACAUCAUUCUUCUGAGGCCCAAUCUCAACAGCAGAGAGAGUCUAAUAAAGAAAAAGAAUCAGAGCAUCUAG